GUGUCAUUUUAGUGUCAUUCAUUUGUUUUGGUUUCAAUUUUUAUACAUUAAUUUUAAUAAAAAUAUCAUAAUAAAAUUAUUUCAUCAAUAAAUAUGGAAACGAAUAUUGUUAGAACUACGGAAAGCAGAUAUGACAACGACUGAAGUACAACAUAAUAGCAAUUAAAACAUUCGACUUUGUCAAUUUAAAGUUUAUUACGCGAAUAAACAUGGGAAGAACUCAACGUAAACGAAAACAUAAAAAGCUAAUCCAGUUUUACACGUGCAAUAAUGAAAAGAACUCAAUUUUAUUGAAUUCCUGGUUAGCGGAUAAUGGAUUACGAAGUAGCCAGAAACUCGUAUUUGCAAUGUUUAAUGAUACGGGCCGAGGGCUCCUGACGAAGAAGAAGAUAUCGUCGGGUGAAGAACUUAUGAGCCUACCACUUAAUUUAACCAUAAAUGUAACUAGUUUAUUAAUGGAUGUCGUGUUUUGUAGAAUUUUUUUAGAGAACAAAUCCAGUCUAGUAAAGUAUAAGCAAAAAGUAUCAUUCCAGUCAUUAUUGGCAUUCUAUUUGAUGCAUUUAAAGGCGCAAGGCGCUAAUUCCAAGUGGUACAUUUAUUUAGAAAGUCUACCAAAAGUGUACACAGUUCCAUACUUUCUGCCAAAUGAAAUAGUGUGUCAUAUUGAUAGUGAAAUUGUGUGUGUGAUUACGAAACAAAAAAAUAUAAUAGAGACCUCAUUUAAUUUUUUUAAUGAAGUUUUACAAAAUACAACAAGCAAUAAUAAUGAGGUUCAAAAUUUGAGAUCAUAUUUUACAUUAUCAAGAUAUGAAUGGGCAUAUUUUACAGUAAAUACCAGAUGUGUUUAUAUGGAUUUGACAAAACUUAUUGACUUACAAAAUGUAAAUAGUACAAUUUUAUCCCUCGUCAAUGAUAACACAAAGAUAUCAUUGUGCCCCUAUUUAGACAUGAUUAACCACAGUCCAAAUGCUAGAAACGAGACAAAACUUAUGAUUAGUAAGGACUUAGCAAAUUUACCAGUCACAAAACUAAAUGAGGAUAUAUUUUCUGAUGUAUGGUUUUCUAUUUAUACAAAAAAUAAUUUUGAUCCAUAUACACAGGUUUUUAUAUGCUAUGGUGACAGUCAUAAUUUAAAAUUGAUAACUGAAUAUGGAUUCUUUUUACCAUCUAAUGAAAUUGACUUUGUAUCAUUUAGUUUUGAUGAAAUUAAUAUGUAUUUAAACUCUAAAUGUAUUAAGCUUUCUAGCGACCAAAUAGCAUUUAUUAAUAACCAUGGAUUGAAUAAUGAUUUGUAUAUUGAUUUACGGGGCCUAAGUUUUAAUUUCUAUGGUUUAUUAAUGGUUGUGAAGUAUUACUACAACCAAAAUCUUGAUAUAAGUAGAUUAAUUUAUUCUGCAGCUAUUUGUUCUAAUGAUAGGGUAUUAAUUGAAUUUAUAAUACCAAUGGUUAAAGAUAGACUUGUAAAUGUAGGUGUAGCUCUUGACAAAUUGUGUAAUUUUAGUAAGAAUAUGGUUUUAGACAAUUGUAUUAAUCUCAUGGGUCAAUAUGUGAAUAUAUUAGAAAAGUUUAUUAAAUGUUAGAUUUCUUAAA
Maniola jurtina (meadow brown) is the source of this 1590-nucleotide messenger RNA. Its product is annotated as SET domain-containing protein 4. NCBI's taxonomy places the organism in Eukaryota, Metazoa, Arthropoda, Insecta, Lepidoptera, Nymphalidae. Gene Ontology annotation, biological process: peptidyl-lysine monomethylation; positive regulation of transcription by RNA polymerase II; peptidyl-lysine dimethylation. Bases 210 to 1580 code for a protein of 456 amino acids. Gene Ontology annotation, molecular function: protein binding; histone H3K36 methyltransferase activity; transcription coactivator activity. The transcript has a single exon. The record is from RefSeq and is a predicted model, not a curated record.